AUGGUUUCUCCCGCCAUUAUCCGCCUCGCCGCGGGUGCCGCCCUCUUGGCCGGUGUCAACGGCCAGUCGACCACCUCGACCACCGUCGUCGCUCCGACUACGACCGUGACGCCCAGCACCACCGUGACCGUGGCUAACCCCACGACCACGGUCACCGGCGGCGGCACCACCACCACUCUGACCUCCUCCGCCAGCUCCAGCAGCACGGCUUCCACCGGCACCUCCAUCGCGACCAGUGUCGGCAGCUCUACCGUCACGGUUAUUGCUCCCACGAGCACCUCGGUCACCACGGAUUCUACCCUCAGCAGCGGCGCCAGCACCGUCCCGAGCACCACCGAGACCUCGACUUCUACCGACUCGACGUCCUCGGACCCCGGCGUCGCCACCACGUCGACCACCACCACCGACGUGGUCACCUCUACCAUCCUCACAACCUCGGUCCUCAACACCACCGACCCCGGCGUUCUCCCUACCUUUACCAGUUCUACCGUGACCCUUCCCAACAACAGCACCACCGUCAUCCCUGUCCCGGUUGAUCCCACCGUCACUACUCCUCCCGUCUUCCCCAACGGAACCGCCCCUAUCACCAUCCCUCCCCCGGUGACAACCACCACUUGCAACUUUAACGGCACUUGCAAUGUCAUCACCCUGCCCCCUUGCGUGACGAUCACCUCCUGCUACAACGGCUACUGCAAGCCCGUCACCACAAUCACCUACCCCCUUCCCCCCGUCGUCACUCCCCCGACAGUGACGACCAUCACUCGUUGCAACUUCAACGGCACCUGCUCGACCUACACGCGCCCAGUCUACGUUCCCGCCACGAGCACCCAGGCACCCUUCUACACUGAUUGCUCGACCCUUACAAAGACGUACACUACCUGCAACAACGCCGUCUGCAGCACCGUCACCACGACUACUACUUCGUCCUUCACCCGCCAGGGAACUCCUACCCCUACUGGCCCUGGUGGCUCGACUUUGGUCACGAAGCCCUCGAACCCGGCCUCGCCUCCUGUCAACCCGCCUACCAACCCCAGCAACCCUCCUACCAACCCGUCGAACCCUCCUACCAACCCGUCAAACCCUCCCAGCAACCCGUCAAACCCUCCCAGCAACCCGUCAAACCCUCCCGCCAACCCUUCCAACCCGCCUAGCAACCCUCCUAGCAACCCUCCUAGCAACCCUCCUUCCAACCCGCCCAGCAACCCUCCUUCCAACCCUCCUAGCAACCCUCCUUCAAACCCUCCUUCAAACCCUCCUUCCAACCCUCCUUCCAACCCUCCUUCCAACCCUCCUUCCAACCCCCCUGCCAGCCCGCCCGCGCAGCCUCCCGCGAACCCCCCUGCCUCCAACCCUCCCUCAAACCCCACCAAGCCUCCCGCCGGCAGCUCUCCCGCGACCACUCCGGCCGUCCCCACCACCGUCAGCGGCACCCGCCCCGGCACCACGUCUCCCACCGCCGUGGUGACGGCCGGCGAGCCCGCUCUGAUGGCUGUCAGUGUGAUGCCGCUGAUGAGCGUUCUUGGUGCGGUUGCUAUUGGUAUGCUUGUGUUCUUGUAA
Messenger RNA from Colletotrichum paranaense, 1557 nucleotides. RefSeq lists its product as uncharacterized. The transcript has a single exon. The record is from RefSeq and is a predicted model, not a curated record. The coding region runs from base 1 to 1557 and encodes 518 amino acids. NCBI's taxonomy places the organism in Eukaryota, Fungi, Ascomycota, Sordariomycetes, Glomerellales, Glomerellaceae.